Molecule: messenger RNA, 993 nt
Organism: Guillardia theta CCMP2712
Lineage: Eukaryota; Cryptophyceae; Pyrenomonadales; Geminigeraceae
Exons: 10
Coding region: 1-975 (324 amino acids)
Biological process (GO): vesicle fusion; retrograde vesicle-mediated transport, Golgi to endoplasmic reticulum
Cellular component (GO): SNARE complex; endoplasmic reticulum membrane; ER to Golgi transport vesicle membrane
Molecular function (GO): SNARE binding; SNAP receptor activity
Source: RefSeq, a predicted model, not a curated record
AUGGCAAAGGUUUCUGUUCGCCGGUAUGCGGCCAUGUCGGAUGAGAUUGAGCAGCUUGACGUAGAGCUGAAUGAGCUCCUCUCGAGCGUCAGGAACGAUAUUGAGGGCCUCGAAUGGGAUCCCAAGAAAUCGGCGAUGUCGGGGAUGGAGAAGAAGGAAGAAAUUUUGAGAUUGAAGAACCAACUCGAUAAGGCCAAGGGAAUCUUUCAGAACUAUAAAGCAAGACUUCCCCCAUCGGGGUAUCCCAAUCUAACAGUUUUGCAGGUGGAAAUGAGAGAACUAGAUAGGGAUGAAUUGAGGAAGUAUGAAGGCUCGGCGCGGAAACAUCAGACCACCCUAGACGAACUGAACAGAAACCUGAAUUAUGCGAAAUCUCUUGUAGAGAAGGCUGAGCUGAUGGGGGAUAAAGGUCAGAACCCUCCCUCGGCUGCCGAUGGGAAAAACGCGAAGGAACUGAUAGAGAUGGCCAAGCAAACUCAAGCCACGGAUGUUGAGGCCAUGAUGAGGAUGCAAAGAAUGAUUAACGAGAGUGAAGAGACGGGCAUGGAGACGAACAUCAAGCUGAAGACACAGACUGAGCAGCUGAAGAACAUUCAUGCUGAUGUUCAUACGGUGUCAUCGAGGAUGAAAACAGCCGAGAAGCUUGUGAAUCAGAUCGGACGACGACUCGCGACUGACAAGCUCAUUGCAUGCAUCAUCCUCAUUCUGCUGCUCCUGAUCUUGGCCAUCGUGGUGGUGAAGGCGCUCGGAUUAGAUCAGAAAGGCUCCACCAAGGUGGUUGGAGCCGGGGGAUAUGUGUACUACGUGGACUGUUCCUUCCCUAUGAAUGCUUAUUUGGCGCAAUGCCGAUCUGAAGCACAGGCCACUCCUGCCCCUCCUCCUCCUCCUCCUCCAGGAGCAGGGCCAAGGCAACAAAUGUUACAGCUGGCAGACAGAAUGUUUCAAAGGAAGUUGGAAGCAGAAAAAGCUCAAUAAUGAAUAUUCAAAUACGUC